Messenger RNA from Penicillium cinerascens, 3357 nucleotides. RefSeq names its product RNA-binding ribosome biosynthesis protein MAK21. The transcript is spliced from 3 exons. Lineage: Eukaryota; Fungi; Ascomycota; Eurotiomycetes; Eurotiales; Aspergillaceae. Gene Ontology annotation, cellular component: nucleus. The record is from RefSeq and is a predicted model, not a curated record. The coding region runs from base 1 to 3357 and encodes 1118 amino acids.
AUGGCCAAAGGGAAAGAAAAGCACUCCUCUGGCACUAAUGAGGACCUCCAGAAGGGAGGUGCCUCCGCCACAGAAUCCCAGCCUGCCGAAAUCCCCCAGUUCGCAGACGGCGCCUUCGCUGGCCUACGACAGAAAAUCGAGCAACGGUUGAACAAUCAGAGCUCUGGUAAGGGAAAAUCGAAGAAGGACAACAAGCCCCAGCCAUCGAUUGAGACGCCCAAGAAGGAUGCCGCCCCCAAAACCGGCAAGAACCAAGGCUCUGCUCAAGGCAAGAAGCGGGAUCGCAAUGGUGAAGUGAUUGCUCGGGAGGAGCAGAAGGGAGAUAAGAAGAAGCAGGGUAAACCUGAGGGUGCCAAGAAAAGCAGCAACAACGAUAAGCUGCGCGAGGAGAUUUUGGCGCUGGGCGGCACCGAGGAAGAUCUGGAUCUUCUCGAUGGUGUCGACUCGGAGUCCGAGGUCGAGGGUGCGCCAUCUCAAGGGAAGAAAGGAGGCGACGAGGACUUGCGGAAGGAGCUUUCAAAAAUGCUGGAGGCUUCCGGUCAUGUCGUUCCCGACGAUCUAGAGGACGAUGAGGUUGAGGAGGAAGAAGCAGAGGCUGAAGCUGAAGCUGAAGUCGAGGAAGAGGAAGAGGACGAAAUUGCACAGGCGGACAGUGAAGAUGCCAGCGAGCCCGAGGAGUUUGACAUUGAGGAAACAACUCAGGUCAAACCGACCAAGACGAAGGAACCCGAAAUUGUCGUGCCCAAGGAAUUUGCGAAGCUCACCUGCCUUCCCCGGUCCGACUGGUAUAACAUCCCUCUUCCCCCGCUGAAUAGCGCGAAGCAAAUGAAUGCCCUUCCUCGUCACUUGGUCGAGCGCAUCCAUGAAGUCGCCAACACCUUCCUCCAAGAAGAGACAGACCAGUAUGCGGAAGCCCAGCAGGCCUCUGCCUCCUCGUCACACAAGUUCUAUACGACCAUCAUGGCCUCCGGUACCCUGAGUGAUAAGAUCUCCGCUCUAACCCUCGCCGUGCAAGAGUCGCCGCUGCACAACACGCUCUCUCUGCAGAACCUCAUUGGUCUCGGAAAGAAGCGUAGCCGUGCGCAAGCGGUUGAGGUGUUGCGUUCUUUGAAGGAUAUGUUUGCGCAGGGUACUCUGCUGCCCAGCGAUCGGCGACUGAAGUCGUUUGCCAACCAGCCCGGUCUCGUUGCAGCAUUCCAAGGCGCUGGUGGGCGAUGGACAGAGCGGGACCCGCUUCCUGGUGGCUUGCAGAAGAGCCACCUGGUGGUCUGGGCCUUCGAGGACUACUUGAAAGAACAAUUCUUCGAGAUGCUUAAGAUCCUGGAGAUCUGGUGCAAUGACGAGAUCGAAUUCUCUCGAUCCCGUGCCGUCAGUUACGUGUACGAGCUCCUCAAAGAGAAGCCGGAGCAAGAAGCCAACCUGCUGCGUCUUCUUGUGAACAAGCUUGGAGACCCCGGCAAGAAAAUUGCUUCUCGAGCUUCGUAUCUGCUGUUACAGCUGGAGCAGCAACACCCGCUCAUGAAGCCCCUCAUCAUCAAGGGCGUUGAGGAGCUGCUGUUCCGUCCCGGCCAGAGCCAGCAUGCCAAAUACUACGCCAUCAUUACUCUGAACCAGACGGUUCUCAGUACCAAGGAGCCAAAGGUUGCUGACCAAUUGCUGGACAUUUACUUCUCCCUCUUCGUUACCUUCUUGAAGCCCACCAAGCAGGCGGCCAAGGCCAAGCAUGGCAAGGGCGCCAAGGGCAAGGGCAAGGGCAAUGAUGAGACCAAGGGCGAGGCCCAAACCGACGAGAUGCGCGAGAAGUUGACUUCGGGUGUCUUGACUGGUGUCAACCGCGCUCACCCUUUCACUGACGCAGACUCCGACCGCCUCACGAAGCACAUCGACACGCUUUUCCACAUUACGCACUCGUCAAACUUCAAUACCAGCAUUCAGGCUCUGAUGCUGAUCCAGCAGCUUACUGCCUCGCACCAGAUUGCCAGCGACCGCUUCUACCGGACUCUGUACGAGUCCCUUCUGGACCCUCGCGUUGCUACCUCCUCGAAGCAGUCACUCUACCUGAACCUCCUAUUCAAGGCUCUCAAGAACGACUUGAACAUCCGCCGGGUGAAAGCAUUCGUCAAGCGCAUUGUCCAGGUGCUCGGAAUGCACCAGCCAUCUUUCGUUUGCGGUGUUUUCUACCUGAUCCGUGAGCUCGAGAAGACCUUUACUGGCCUUUCUUCUCUGUUCGAUCAGCCCGAGGAUAACGAGAGCGAUGGUGAAGAGGUCUUCCGAGAUGUUCCCGAUGAGGAUGACGAGGAGCAGCCGCAGCCAACACCGGUCGCGGCCAAGAAGCAGAGCAACGGAUACGAUCCUCGUAAGCGCGACCCGGAGCACAGCAAUGCCGACAAGACCUGUCUCUGGGAAUUGCUCCCUUACACUUCUCACUUCCAUCCCUCCGUGUCCGUCAAUGCCGCGAAUCUACUCGAGCACCGGCCCAUGAGUGGCAAGCCCGACCUGACUAUCCACACGCUCACUCACUUCCUGGACCGCUUCGUGUACCGCACCCCCAAGGCUGGCGCUGCUUCUCGCGGUGCCUCGAUCAUGCAGCCCCUGGCCGGUGGCGAUGUUGCCGACCGACUAGUAGAGGCCAACAAGUCGGCGCCGCAUGCCGUGCCACUGAACUCGGAGAACUUCUGGAAGAAGAAGGCCGCGGAUGUGGCCGCGGAGGACGUCUUCUUCCACCAGUACUUCAACCGCGUUAACAAGGACAAGGUCAAAGCCAAGAAGGGCAAGAGUGCCGUUGACCCCGUUGAACGCGACGAGGAGGAUAUCGAUGAUAUCGAUGGUAUCAGCGAGGACGAGGAUGAGAUCUGGAAGGCGCUAGUCGACUCUAAGCCAGAUCUGGAGGCCGACGACGAGAGCGACGAUGACCUCGAUCUGGACGAUCUGGAGUCUGCCUACUCCGAUGAGGAGGGUGAAGGCGAGGCGGCCGGUGACGAUGAGGUCAUCUUCAACGACGAGUCCGACGUGCCAUCCGACGAAGAGAUGGAGGAGGCCGACUUUGACGGAUUCGACGACGAGGAGGCCGCACCUGCUCCCGCGAAGAAGGGCAAGAAGUCCGCCAAGAAGGAAGAGCCCGAGGAUGACGAGGACGUCUUCGACAUGGACGUCUCCGACGACGAGGCCUUCCUCGACAGCGAUGACGAUCUGCCGUCGGACAUGGAGCUGGGUGGCGUGGAGUUGCCUCCGGCCGAGACGGCGCCGUCGGCAUCGGCUUCGGAGCGCAAGAAGCGCCGCAAGCUCAAGCACCUGCCGACAUUUGCCUCUGCGGACGAUUACGCGGCGCUGUUGGGCGACGAGGACGAAGGCAUGUAG